Messenger RNA from Microsporum canis CBS 113480, 489 nucleotides. RefSeq names its product DUF636 domain-containing protein. The record is from RefSeq and is a predicted model, not a curated record. NCBI's taxonomy places the organism in Eukaryota, Fungi, Ascomycota, Eurotiomycetes, Onygenales, Arthrodermataceae. Bases 1 to 489 code for a protein of 162 amino acids. The transcript has 3 exons. Gene Ontology annotation, molecular function: carbon-sulfur lyase activity.
AUGCCAAUGAAGUUAGAAGGAAGCUGCCAAUGCGGCGGUGUCGAGUUUACGCUCGACUCCCAUACGCCGGUCCCAUAUCAACUUUGUGCAUGCAGCAUUUGCCGCAAAGUGGGCGGGUACAUGGGCAGCAUCAACUUAGGAGGGGUCAAUGAAUCAUUGAAUAUUAUCAAGGGAAAGGACCUGAUAAAGAAAUACAACGCGAUAAAGGACCGGGGAAAGCCAACUGAAGAGAAGUGUAGCUCUGAACGCAACUUCUGCUCGAACUGCAGCACCAUGUUAUGGCUGUGGGAUAAGCACUGGCCUGAGCUCAUUCAUCCAUUUGCAUCCGCGAUUGACACUGAGCUUCCUGAGCCAGAUGAGUUGAUUUGCAUACUUGCGGACUCGAAGCCGAAGUGGGCUCGGUGGCCAGAGGGGAAGAUAUCGGUCCACAAGGGUUAUGCAGAUAGCAUUGAAGAAUGGCAUAAGAAGCAUGGAAAGUAUGUUGAGUAG